Messenger RNA from Closterium sp. Yama58-4, 491 nucleotides. The record is from the annotation of a GenBank genome assembly. Lineage: Eukaryota; Viridiplantae; Streptophyta; Zygnematophyceae; Desmidiales; Closteriaceae.
AGCGACGGGGGCUGUAUGGAGACGAAAGGGACGCGGCAGGCAGUGAGAUGGGUGUGGGCGAGGUGGACCAAGGGAGGGACACAGACAUUCAGCACAAUCCGAGGCUCAGGGAUGUGGGACAGCGGAGGAGAGGGCAUGGUUGUGAAGAGGUGAGCCAGCAGAGCAGAGGGAGAGGGGGCGUUGAUGCUGCAGGUGUGGCUGUGGAGACUUCUGGAGGGCGACGGGUGGGAGGAGGAGGUGGAGAGAGAGAACGACAGAGGGAUGUGGUUCGGCAGGUUCGGCGCGACAUGGCUCGGUUGGAGGCUCGGAUUCCGUGGCUCGGGGUCAGUCCUUCUCUUCCUUUGUGCAAGUCCUUCUCUUCCUUUGUGCAAGUCCUUCUCUUCCUUUGUGCAAGUCCUUCUCUUCCUUUGUGCAAGUCUUUCUCUUUUGUUGUGCCUUUGCCGAGUCCAUGCGUAAGCCUGGACUCGUUGCUCUCGCUUUUUACCUGUUAA